Messenger RNA from Brassica oleracea var. oleracea, 1559 nucleotides. RefSeq lists its product as uncharacterized. The transcript has 7 exons. The record is from RefSeq and is a predicted model, not a curated record. Lineage: Eukaryota; Viridiplantae; Streptophyta; Magnoliopsida; Brassicales; Brassicaceae. The coding region runs from base 154 to 1497 and encodes 447 amino acids.
AAAGUAGUUGGAAAAUGUGAAAGAGUUCGGUCUGGGUCGAAUUCAAGCGUCAAUUGUGUGUCGCUGUGUCAGAUCUCCUUUAUCACAAGCCACCCCGCUCAAAAACCUCCACAGCUACCACUCACUCUGAGAUAUCUUGAAUUCACACCAAAAAUGGUGUCUUUGCUAGCUUCUUCUCUUACAUCAUGCUCAAGCCCUGGUCUCGAUAUCCUCUCAUCUCUUGUGCGGACGUCAUUCUCCAGGAAACACCGAGCAGCUUCUGUGGCUGUGGUGGUGGUGGCAACAUCUUCCAAAGAUGAAUCUUGUCAGAAACCCACCAAAUUCGUCACCUUUCUCGGCAAAGGCGGCUCCGGCAAGACCACCGCCUCUGUUUUCGCCGCUCAGCAUUACGCAUUGGCUGGGCUCAGUACAUGCCUUGUGGUACAGAGUCAAGACCCUUCUGCUGAUUUCCUCCUCGGAACCAACAUUGGCGCUUCUCCUACCUUAAUCAACGACAAUCUCUCCGUUAUUAGGCUCGAAACAACUAAAAUGCUACUAGAACCUCUCAAACAGCUGAAGCAAGCAGACGCUCGACUUAACAUGACCCAAGGGGUUCUUGAAGGGGUAGUUGGAGAAGAGCUAGGAGUGCUUCCAGGGAUGGACUCCAUCUUCUCAAUGCUUGAACUCGAGAGGCUCGUUGGUUUCUUCAGGCAAGCAACCCGAAAGAACCACAAGGGAAAGGCUUUUGACGUUAUAGUUUACGAUGGUAUCAGCACUGAGGAGACUCUUCGGAUGAUAGGUUUAAGCAGUAAAACAAGAUUGUAUAUGAAAUACCUGAGGAGUCUGGCUGAGAAGACUGAUCUUGGGAGGCUAACAAGUCCUUCCAUCAUGAGAUUUGUUGAUGAGUCGAUGAACAUAAGCGGCAACAAGUCGCCUUUCGAUGGUCAGACAAGUGCUGCCAUGUGGGAUACUUUGGAACGUUUCUUGGAGACUGGAGCUUCAACGUUGAGAGAUCCGGACAGAUUCAGGAGCUUUCUUGUAAUGGAUCCAAACAAUCCCAUGUCUGUUAAAUCAGCAUUACGUUAUUGGGGCUGUACAAUACAAGCAGGAUCUCAUGCUUCUGCAGCUUUUGCUAUAUCUUCUUCUGAGUCGAACAAAAUCACACGAGAGGAGUUUGUGCCGCUGCCUUUUGCUUCCGCAUCAGUUCCAUUUACUAGGAACGGUCUGGACUGGGACAAGAUUCUGCUGGACCAAGCGAAUUCUAGUGUAAGGGAAGUUCUUUCUGGAACAGUUAGCUUGACACCACCAGUAACGUUUGAUACAGCUAAGAAGUCAGUGACUCUGUUCAUGCCAGGGUUUGAAAAAUCAGAAAUCAAACUGUACCAGUACAGAGGAGGCUCAGAGCUAUUGAUAGAAGCUGGGGACCAAAGAAGAGUGAUUCGUUUACCGUCUCAGAUUCAAGGAAAAGUUGGAGGAGCCAAGUUUUUCGACAGAAGUCUAACCAUCACAAUGCGUUAAUACAUAACUAAUUUGUACACCAGAGAGAUGUGUAGUUAUUAAUACAAAAACAAUUUUUUUUU